Loxodonta africana (African savanna elephant) is the source of this 2467-nucleotide messenger RNA. RefSeq names its product olfactory receptor 4B1-like. The record is from RefSeq and is a predicted model, not a curated record. The transcript has a single exon. Gene Ontology annotation, biological process: G protein-coupled receptor signaling pathway. Gene Ontology annotation, cellular component: plasma membrane. NCBI's taxonomy places the organism in Eukaryota, Metazoa, Chordata, Mammalia, Proboscidea, Elephantidae. The coding region runs from base 1508 to 2467 and encodes 319 amino acids. Gene Ontology annotation, molecular function: olfactory receptor activity; G protein-coupled receptor activity.
GCUGACCUCUUGGUUUGCAGCCAAACGCUUAACCACUGGCACCACCAGGGCUCCAAAUACUCCAAUAGAGGGAUAUAAAAAGUGUGGAAGAAAGAAUAAAAGUAAGUUAGAAAGCCAAGGUGUGCACAGUAAGUCAAGGGAACAGCAAAUACAAAGAACAAGUUUGGGACAAUGACACAUAGAUCGAAAUGGCUGGAGUAUAGGCUCUAGGGAGAGUGAUGGCAAGUGAGGCUGGAAGAUGAACAAUGUCCAGGUCUUGGAGGGUCGUAUAUGCCAUGAUAAUGACAUUGGACUUAGGCAUUGGGAAACCAUUGAUGGAUUUCAAGCCUAUGCAUGAGUUGAUCAGAUUUGCAUUUUAGAAGUAUAACAACGGCUUAUAUUCAUUGAGGGCUUACUAUGAGCUGAACACUGUGUGCCUUGUUGCAUUUAACAGAAAGAGCACUUAAACCAAUUUCCAGAGUUGAGAGCAGAGGUAAAUGUACUCGGGUUGAAGUAACCAGGAAAAUCUUCCAAGGUAAUGGACAUAGAGUAGGUAGGAUUUGGAGAGGGAGAGAAAGAGAGGCAGGCAAACAAGGUAGUGGAAAAUACAAGAGGGAUGCUGUUGUGUUGGGAAUCAACUUGUACUUAUGAGAAGGUGAGGAGACCUCUGAGUAGAACUGAGAUUGUGUCUUGUUUAUUGGCCAGUAAGGUUGAUUCUCACCUUCUACUGCCAAAAAUAUUUGCCAAUGACCAGCAAACUGUAACACAGAAACAGGGAAUCCCGUGAGCUCCAAAUAUGUAUUUGAAUUAUUGUUUUACAGUGAGCUAUAGCCUGAACAACUUCCAGAUAGCUAUUUCACCUCAGAUAUUAACAUCUUCUCAAUGUGUUUGUAAAAAUUCAUAAAGCUGUGGGAUUAGUUAAAGCCAUAGGACCUGACAGAAUGUAGAAACUUAAAUAGUUGAAGUAAGGAAAAUAUCAAAGAGACUCAUUAGAAAGGGAGAAAUACCAGUGAGAAUGGAAUUCUUGAGGGAGAAAUGGAGGAAACAAGGGAUUCAGGGGCAGAAAGAUGAUUUGAGAAUUUCUAGGACAAAAACAUGGUGAGAAAACAUUGAGAAUGGAAGAAACAUUACUAAUUUAUAUAAUAGUUAUUAGUGAUGAAAACAGUGAUUAUUUUUUUCAAUGUGGUAUACUUGAAAUAACAUAUGAAUUGGAAUACAGUGAUCAGCUCUAGUCCUGCAUCCAUUCCUUUAAGCUUCGUUUUUCUUGUUUGUAAUAUGGGGAUCAUGGAGUGUUUGUAAGGUUGUUUGAUUAGUGUCUUGUAUAGACUAUUAAACAGCAAAUGAAUAAAAAUUUACUACAUGACUAAAUACAUACAUACAGAAAUAAUUAAACCAGUCAGACAAUAUGUGUGGAAGAUUUCUAUAAACCACCAGGUGUUGAACACGCUAAAAAAAAAAAAAAUUAGAUUGGUUUAAUGAUUGCGUUUGUUUUGUCUCAAGAUUCUUCUCUCAGGUCCAUCUUCUCCAAAUGGAACUCAUGGCCAGUACAAAUAAUGUGACUGAGUUAAUUCUCACUGGCCUUUUCCAUGAUCCAGAGGUGCAGAGAGUGUGCUUUGUGGUGUUUCUUUCCGUGUACCUGGCCACGGUGGUGGGCAAUGGCCUCAUCGUGUUAACAGUCAGUGUCAGCAAGAGUCUACAGUCCCCUAUGUACUUCUUCCUUAGCUACCUGUCCCUGGUGGAGAUCAGUUAUUCCUCCACUGUUGUCCCUAAGUUCAUCACAGACUUAAUGACCAAGAUUAAAACCAUUUCCCUAAAGGGCUGUCUGGCUCAGAUAUUUUUCUUCCACUUCUUGGGGGUCACUGAGACCGUUUUGCUUGUGGUAAUGGCUUAUGACCGCUACGUGGCCAUCUGCAAGCCUCUUCAUUAUAUGAACAUUAUGAACCGUCAACUGUGUCAUGUACUAGUGGCUGGUUCCUGGCUGGGGGGCUUUUUACACUCCAUAAUUCAGGUUCUUAUCACCAUCCAAUCGCCCUUUUGUGGCCCAAAUGUAAUUGACCACUAUCUCUGUGACCUUCAGCCGUUAUUCAAGCUUGCCUGCACUGACACAUUUGUGGUGGGUGUCAUUGUAUUGGCCAACAGUGGCUUAAUUUCCUUGUGCUCCCUCGUCAUCUUGGUGUCUUCCUAUAUUGUUAUCCUGGUCAACUUGAGGAACCAUUCUGCAGAGGGGAGGCACAAAGCCCUCUCUACAUGUGCCUCCCACAUCACAGUGGUCGUCUUGUUCUUUGGACCUGCCACGUUCCUCUACUUGUGGCCCUCUUCUACUUUCACUGCAGAUAAACUAGUGGCUGUGUUCUACACAGUCAUUACCCCCAUGCUGAACCCCAUCAUCUACACACUCAGAAAUGCAGAGGUGAAAUUUGCUGUGAGGAGAUUGUGGGGCAAGAAGAAGAACCCAGUUGUGGAGAGAAAAUGGGCUAGUGAUAAAUAA